This is a messenger RNA of Colletotrichum gloeosporioides, 2403 nucleotides long. Its product is annotated as mRNA-capping enzyme. Gene Ontology annotation, molecular function: protein tyrosine/serine/threonine phosphatase activity; mRNA guanylyltransferase activity. Gene Ontology annotation, biological process: 7-methylguanosine mRNA capping; dephosphorylation. The transcript has 3 exons. Lineage: Eukaryota; Fungi; Ascomycota; Sordariomycetes; Glomerellales; Glomerellaceae. The record is from RefSeq and is a predicted model, not a curated record. The coding region runs from base 1 to 2403 and encodes 800 amino acids.
AUGGGAGACCAACAACAGGCCCGCGGCGGGUGGUGGUCCAACCCCCACGACCCCGAGUCCACGGAUCCGGAGUUGUUAAAACAGAAUUCAGAGAUACGCAUAUUCACAACAGAUCGCUACACUUAUGCUGAUAUCCGCAUAUUCUACAAACGGCAUCAACAAGCAGACCAGCUGCCCAAGCCACCCAUCCCCUUGCUCGUCUUCAUUCACGGGCUGGGAGGCUCAGUGGCGCAAUUUCACCCGCUGCUGACGAGCCUUGUCCACAUCUCAUCAUGUCUGGCCAUCGACCUGCCCGGAUGUGGGCGUUCCAAGUUUGCACAGACGUCAUGGGAUGCCUACAGUCCGGAAGCACUGGCCGAGCUGCUGGAAGUCAUCAUCGAUGAGUACCGCCAGAAGGAGCCUGACCGCAACGUGGUUCUCAUCGGCCAUAGCAUGGGCACGACGAUGUGUGCACAACUGGCUAGCCGCAACACGACGCACCGAACAGAUUUGAGAACACACAUCGUGGGACUCGUAGCGAUUUGCCCCGUCUCUGGACCUCCACCAGCUGACAAGACGGCGCUGUUCCGCAAACUUUUGUGGGUUCCCGGCUGGCUUUUCGAUCUGUGGAGGGCCUAUGACCGAUGGGGAGGACCGCAGAGUGCCAGCGUGAGCCGGUUUGUCGGACCGGGAGCAGACCUCGAGCUGCGCAAGCUGCAAGACCGGUUUAACAACCAGAGUCGCACACCGGUAUGGCGCCGUAUGGCUUGGGGGUCUUUACCGACGUUCAAGAAUGGCGUUGCCAGGGGUGGCGUGCCCGGAAAGGACGUAUGGACCGGCGUUGACGUACCCGUAUACCUUGUUGGCGGGGAGGCAGACAAACUAACCCCUCCUGGUGAAGUCGGCAAGAUCGAGGAGUAUCUUCAAACCAAGGCACCGCUGUCACCAGAGACGGGUUCGGAAGAUGGCCAUGAGACCGUCGUCGACUCUGCUGCGCCAGUCAACACCUCCCAAAACGUCACCGAUCAUGUGCUUGAGAGCAUCGACGACAUUCGAGAUGAAGACUUCCAGCGAGACAGACGACUGGAUGAAGGUGCAGACACGACUGAGGACCCCUCUACGCCAGACGAAUCAUCUCCUGCAAACCUUCCGCCUCAGCCUCGACAUCCCACCAAGGUGGUCAAGUCGAUCAUCAUCCCGGCGCCUGCCAAUCACGCUUUACUGUUCAUGCCCUCGACCGCUCGGGUUCUCGCCCAUCACAUUUCCGACUUCCUAGCCUGUCACGUCACCGGUCGCUUCGAACUGAAAUGGCAGCUGCAGUACCUCUCGCGUGAGGGCAAGUGGGACGUGAAGAACCUAGCCAAGUGGAAGAAUGUCGUACCGGUAUCGCUCCCGAUAGGGCCCAAGGGCAAACCUGCCGUCUUUCGGGCAAUGAAGACGUUGCGAGAAGCCGACGAUGUACACUGCCCUGCCGAGUUCGUCAAGAACUGGGGCAAGAUUAUCAAGGACGUUGUUGACAUCAGUCACGACCAGCCUGUCUACGACCCUAGAAGCAUGGAGAAGGGCGGCGUGCGCUACCACAAGUUCGCCACGGUAUCCAAGGUUCCGCCCAGUGAUGGAGAAGUUGCGCAUUUUGUGGCGCUUGUGGACAAGCUGAGGGAAGAGCAGAAGAAGAGAGCCGAGGAGGAAGGAUGGGAAGCGGUCAACGGGGAAAAUCAGGUCAUUGGUGUUCACUGCCAUUACGGGUUUAACCGCACGGGUUACUUUAUUGUAUGCUACCUGGUCGAGCGGUGCGGACUAGGUGUGCAGGAGGCGAUCGACACGUUUGCGCAAGCGAGACCUAAUGGGAUCCGACACUCGCAUUUCUUGGACAAACUACAUGUACGAUAUUCAGAGGCGAAGAAGACGAACGACGGGGCCCUCUCGGGCACCGUCGCCGCGCCGCGUAAGUUCCACGCGUGCAAGCUCAGCCACGACUUCGGCUCCGCGCCGGCCCCUAAGCCGGCACAACAACAAACAAUUACCAUCGCAGCCGCGGACAUCGAGUCCGACGUCCAGAAGUUGGCGGCGCUGGGCCGCGACCGAGCGGAUCGAGGGCACGUCGGCGUGCGGGGAUGUAUCGUUGACGACGGCCGCAAGCUCGCGGGCCCGUUGUACAGGGCGAUCGGGUUCGAUGUGAACGCCUUUCAGAAGGUGGACAAGGCGGAGGUUAUUCGCCGGAAGUUGAAGUUGGCCUCAUCGUCUUUGGGUAAGAGUGAGGGCGCGGGCGAGGGCGUAAAGGUGUUGCAGAGGUUGAGAGAGGUGCAGGGGGAGAUGGGGGAGGUGCUUGGGCGGCUGGAGGCGGUGGAGAGAGAGUCGAGGGUGCCGGUGGGGGGAAGAGGGAACUGGAGGGGUGGGAGGUUUCUUGAUCUGGAUUGCUUGUAG